Gadus macrocephalus (Pacific cod) is the source of this 3795-nucleotide messenger RNA. RefSeq names its product transmembrane 9 superfamily member 2 (gene tm9sf2). The coding region runs from base 213 to 2183 and encodes 656 amino acids. NCBI's taxonomy places the organism in Eukaryota, Metazoa, Chordata, Actinopteri, Gadiformes, Gadidae. The record is from RefSeq and is a predicted model, not a curated record. Gene Ontology annotation, cellular component: membrane. Gene Ontology annotation, biological process: protein localization to membrane. The transcript has 17 exons.
CUAUUAUCAAAACAACAUCUGGCUCCAGUAUCCCACAAUGCAUCUCCCCGGAAGCGAGCGAGUGCGACGCCGCAGAUGACGUGUCGGGUUCCGGGCAGAAAGCGGCUGAUGGUCGCUGUCAGGACGGUCCUCUGAUCACUACCGAACGUCUGUCCCACCGGACCCGCAGCAUCCCCCGAGAAGAGGCGUCGCUCUCCCCGCUGCGCAGCACCAUGAGCGCCCGGUCCGCCCUGCGGGGCCCUCUACUGGUUCUCUGGUUUCUGUCACAGGGGGUACUAGGGUUUUACCUCCCGGGUCUGGCGCCCGUCAGCUUCUGCGAGCCUGCGACGGUGGGCGAAGGAAACGCGGUUCCCGACUGCAAGUCUACCAUCGAGCUGUUUGUGAACCGGCUGGAUUCGGUGGAGUCGGUCCUACCUUACGAGUACACUGCCUUCGACUUCUGUGCGGUGGAGGCGGAGAAGCGUCCGUCGGAGAACCUGGGCCAGGUGCUGUUCGGGGAGCGGAUCGAACCCUCGCCUUACAAGUUUACCUUCAAGAAGACUGAGAAGUGCCAGCUGGUGUGCAACAAGAAAUACAACACCAACCUGCCCACGGACAAGACCUACAUGGACUUCCUGAAGAAGGGCAUGCUGCUCAAUUAUCAGCACCACUGGAUUGUGGACAACAUGCCCGUCACCUGGUGCUACGACGUGGAGGACGGGCAGAAGUUCUGUAAUCCCGGCUUCCCCAUUGGCUGCUACGUCACGGAGGGGGGCCAGCCCAAGGACGCCUGCGUGGUCAACUCGGACUUCAGUGAGAAGGACACCUUCUACAUCUUCAACCACGUGGACAUCACCAUCCACUACCACGUGGUGGAGACCGGGGAGCUGGGGGCCCGGCUGGUGGCCGCCAAGAUGGAGCCCCGCAGCUAUAAGCACACCAACGCGGACGCCCCCGACUGCCAGGGCGGCCCUAUGUUCAUCAAAAACAAGGACUCUGGGGACAUGAAGAUACCGUACACCUACAGUAUUGCGUUUGUGGAGGACAAGAAGAUCCGCUGGGCCUCCAGGUGGGACUACAUCCUGGAGUCCAUGCCCCACACCAACAUCCAGUGGUUCAGCAUCAUGAACUCCCUGGUGAUCGUGCUGUUCCUCUCGGGCAUGGUGGCCAUGAUCAUGCUGAGGACGCUCCACAAGGACAUCGCUCGCUAUAACCAGAUGGACUCGGUGGAGGAUGCUCAGGAGGAGUUUGGCUGGAAGCUGGUCCACGGAGACGUCUUCCGGCCCCCUAGGAAGGGCAUGCUGCUCUCCGUGUUCCUGGGCUCGGGGACCCAGAUCUUCAUCAUGACCUUCGUCACCCUCUUCUUCGCCUGCCUGGGCUUCCUGUCCCCUGCUAACCGCGGGGCCCUGAUGACGUGCGCCGUGGUGCUCUGGGUGCUGCUGGGGACCCCCGCCGGCUACGUGGCCGCGCGCUUCUACAAGUCGUUCGGAGGAGAGAAGUGGAAGACCAACGUACUGCUCACCGCCUUCCUGUGUCCUGGGGUGGUGUUUGCGGACUUCUUCCUGAUGAACCUGAUCCUAUGGUGGGAGGGGUCUUCGGCGGCCAUGCCAUUCGGGACGCUGGUGGCCAUCUUGGCUCUGUGGUUCUGCAUCUCCGUCCCGCUCACCUUCAUCGGGGCGUACUUCGGCUUCAAGAGAACGGGGAUCGAGCACCCGGUGCGGACCAAUCAGAUCCCGCGUCAGAUCCCGGAGCAGUCGUUCUACACCAAGCCCCUUCCCGGCAUCGUCAUGGGGGGCAUCCUGCCCUUCGGCUGCAUCUUCAUCCAGCUCUUCUUCAUCCUCAACUCCAUCUGGUCUCACCAGAUGUACUACAUGUUCGGCUUCCUCUUCCUCGUCUUCAUCAUCCUGGUCAUCACCUGCUCCGAGGCCACCAUCCUCCUCUGCUACUUCCACCUGUGUGCCGAGGACUACCACUGGCAGUGGCGCUCCUUCCUGACCAGCGGCUUCACCGCCGUCUACUUCCUGGUCUACGCCAUCCACUACUUCCUGUCCAAGCUACAGAUCACGGGAUUGGCCAGCACCAUCCUCUACUUCGGAUACACCAUGAUCAUGACCCUCAUCUUCUUCCUCUUCACUGGUACCAUCGGGUUCUUCGCCUGCUUCUGGUUCGUCACCAAGAUCUACAGCGUGGUGAAGGUGGACUGAAGGCCCGCUGCCCUACCUGACCAACUCGACUAAGACCGGCUUUCUGCUCCUCAUCCCUGACCCCGCCCCCCCCUCACCGUGACUCCUCCCACACCCUGAGCCAACCCGGUCCCCACGCUACACCGUCUCUGUUCCCAUAGCGACUGAAGACCCGGUCAGAGAGCGCCCUGACCGGAUGACGUUGACAUACAGUCGUAAUUUUGUGUGUGUGUGUGUGUGUGUGGUUGUGUUCAGCCUGCGGGCGCUGCUCAGUGUUUUAACUGACCAGGGCGGCGCUGGACUCGACCUCCUGGCCCCGCCCCCUACGGCAGCUCCUGGCCACGCCCCCUAUGGCAGCUCCUGGCCCCGCCCCCUAUGGCAGCUCCUGGCCCCGCCCCCUACAGCAGCUCCUGAACCCGCCCAUCUGGUCCCCGAUCCCUACAUUUGCUCCUGGCCCCGCCCGUCUUGCCCCCGGCCCGUCUGUGUGCAUGCAGCAGCUCCUGGCCCUGCCCCCUACAGCAGCUCCUGGCCCCGCCCCCUACAGCAGCUCCUGGCCCCGCCCCCUACAGCAGCUCCUGGCCCCGCCCCCUACAGCAGCUCCUGGCCCCGCCCCUACAGCAGCUCCCGGCCCCGCCCCACUACAGCAGCUCCUGCUCCAUCCUGACACAGCGUCGUUGUCGCGUCUGCUGUGUAAUAAAGUUGCUCCGCAUGCAGACCUUUUUGUUUCGGGUCGGGGUCACGUCGGGGUCUCUCCGGUGAAGAGGAGCUGGAGGCCAACGACAGAUGGAACGGACAUGAGGAGGUGAAGAUGAGUUCUGGUGUAGGUGUCUGGGUUGGGUCGAGCUGGAAUAGGCUCCGAGGUCGUCUGAUGGGUGCAACAUUUCGGAUGUGGAUGAGAUGAUUCUUUGAUGAUAGUUUAUUAGCGCUGGGAGGGGGGGCAGUCUGGAGAAAGGGGAGGGGCUCGUUUGCACUUUUCCACCAGCAGCGUGGAAUCGUUGAUUUGUAUAUUCUCUGCUGUUUGUUUUCUAAUGGGGGGGGUAGGGGGGGGGGGCUGUUUUGGUUUCUUUGCUUGUAUCUGGUGAGACGUUCCCUCGCUGUCUGUUAUUUAAUUUAAAUGUUUCCUCGGUUCCGUUUUAUUUUCUUAAUUGUCUUUCUUUUUUAACAUGUGCGGUGUUGUUGUGCCUCAUCCUCCGUCUCUUUGGAGGAGUGUACUCUCCCUCUCUCUCUCUCCCUCUUACUCUCACUCUCUCUCCCUCUUUCUUUCUUUCAUUCUCUCUCUCCCUCUAUCUCUCUCUUUCUCUCUUACACUCUCUGGGGCAUGUGACCGUGUUAACAUGGCCGCCUCAAAAAGCAUGGCUGCCUGUAUGUAUUUGUGUGUGUGUGGUGGGGGGGAGGGGGAUAUGUAUCAGCAUCUGAUCCAUAUUGAUCGAUUCCUGCAUCAGAUGGGUGUGCUUGGGCUUCGGACACGACUCUCGUCCUCUCUCCCCUUCGCUCUCUCUCUCUCUCUCUCUCUAUCUCUCUGAUUCUCUCGCUCUCACUCUAUCUCCAUUUAUUUCUUUACUUGGUAAAAAAUUAUAGAAUGUAAAAUGAUAUCGUAACAAAAUAGAAAUACAAUAAAAGGGUUUGUUUUCCA